Messenger RNA from Orbilia oligospora ATCC 24927, 1041 nucleotides. RefSeq lists its product as uncharacterized. The record is from RefSeq and is a predicted model, not a curated record. Bases 1 to 1041 code for a protein of 346 amino acids. Gene Ontology annotation, molecular function: ATP binding; protein kinase activity. NCBI's taxonomy places the organism in Eukaryota, Fungi, Ascomycota, Orbiliomycetes, Orbiliales, Orbiliaceae. The transcript has a single exon. Gene Ontology annotation, biological process: protein phosphorylation.
AUGUCGACCGCACCUGUACCUAAUGGGGGAUUCGAACACCGCACGUCGAUUUCUCUUGUGAGGAUCCAGACUGGUUGGGGCGAAGCUGCGGAUAUCGAUUUCGACUAUAACGAGAAACGGGUUUCAGUAUCUUUAGUUUCCACUGAUACCUCAGGGAGCCGCGAAACGGGUUACCAUGGGGCUCUUGCGGAGGAUGAACUCAUCAAUAAGCUUACUCAAACUAUGGCUUCCGAAGAAUUCGACGAGGAUUCGAAUUAUGAAGUUAUCGAUAUAAUAGUCAAUGCCGGAAAGGAAUUUUUCGCUACUAUACCCCCGUUCCUAAUCCCUACGUCUUUUCAGCAACAAACUUUACACUCAAUUAUUUAUCCUGAAACGUUCUACCUUACAUUUAGGACAGUCGACGGUAAUCCCACCGUCACGCAAGUUGCCGCCCCCGAAAGGCUUCUAAACUUCUGUUCGGAAUUUCAAAUUGAUGACAGUCUCCCACGGUACUCCUCUGAGGAUAUAAUCGUUUCGAAGGCGUUAAUCGAGCAUGGCAAAGUUACUAAAGUUGUUAUUAAUGGGCAAGAUAUGCUCUGUAAGGCCGAAGAGAAUGGAAUCGAAACCACAUCGUUAUUAAGGGAAAUUUCGAGUUUGCAAACUAUCCGCAAUGCAAACUCGGGGUGUAUUAGAGUGCCAAAAUUAUUGGGAUACGUUAAACAUCCUUUCGAUGGCAGCAUAAUUGGCUUCCUUCGUGAAUGGAUUCCAAGCAGUAGCUUCGGGCAGAGUUUGAAAGAUAUCAAAGUGGAUGAAGCACCUCGGGAACUAAGAGAAAAGUGGGCAGUUCAAAUACGUCAAUCUCUUCAUGAGCUACACCGUAUUGGGGUAUUUUGGGGGGAUGGAAAGCCGAGCAAUAUUAUUAUCGAUGAUAAUAAUGAUCUUUGGCUGAUUGACUUUGGCGAUGGAUGGACAAACGGAUGGACAGAGGAGAUGUCAGUUGGUACAUUAGCUAGUGAUAGGCAAGCCUUAGAAAAGAUUUUGAAAUACCUAGAAGUUGAGUAA